Molecule: messenger RNA, 2784 nt
Organism: Ceratosolen solmsi marchali
Lineage: Eukaryota; Metazoa; Arthropoda; Insecta; Hymenoptera; Agaonidae
Product: protein FAM102B
Exons: 10
Coding region: 464-2467 (667 amino acids)
Source: RefSeq, a predicted model, not a curated record
AUGAUUGGCCGUCCUCAGCAGCGCUAUGACGAGGGUUGCAGCCGGUGAAGACGCUCAGUUCGUACGGAUUUACGUCUCGAAUUGUCGCCGGGAAUAUUAACGGUCCGAGGAAGCUGAGACAGUUUUUUCUCCUAUUUUUCUUGUUUUUUUUUCUUUCACGCGAUAAACGAGCGAGGACGAUGUUGUGAAAGUGAGUUCCACGAGUCUACCAAGAGCAUAUAACUCGGUUAGACAUUGGUCUUCUUUCGUGGCCCUCCUACCUUAUUACUCUCCCUCUCCGCACUAACGAUACGAGCUGUGAGCUACGACUGCGAUUGUCUCGACUUAUCGCGGGCCGCCGAAAGAGUACGGGCGAGAAGUUGAUUGUUUGGGGGGAGGAGGCGGUGACGGUGGCGGUGGCGGCAGCAGUGGCGGUGCUUGUGGAGGCACGAAUCUUAGCCAUUCAUGAGGCGUUCAUUGUAAUAUGGCUUUCAUGAUGAAGAAGAAGAAGUAUAAAUUCUCCGUGGAAGUCGGCCUCGAGGAGCUGACCGCGGUGCCUUUCGUCAGUGCCGUGCUGUUCGCCAAACUGAGGCUACUUGACGGCGGCUCCUUCGUCGAUCAUUCCACGAGGGAAGAAGUGCAAGAGCACACGGUCAGGUGGAAUGCUUCCUUUAAAUUUCUCUGCAAAAUGAGUGCCAACGCAUCGACGGGAGUUCUCGAUCCAUGUAUUUUAAGGAUAUCAGUGAGAAAGGAAUCGAAGGGAGGCAGGUCCUUCCAAAAGCUCGGCUUCAGCGACUUGAACCUAGCCGAAUUCGCCGGAGCUGGCCUCUGCCGAAGGCGGUGUCUUCUCGAGGGCUACGACGCGAGGCAUCGUCAGGAUAACUCCAUGCUCAGGGUCGCCAUCAAGAUGAAUAUGCUCUCCGGUGACAUUCUCUUCAAAGUACCUUCGCCGUCGCUGAAGCAGACGCAGCUGGCGGUGCCCGGUGUUCCGGGCGUCGUGCCCGUGGAGACGGCGGACGAGGUGAUAGGGCCCGAGCGCUGCAGCAACCGCGAGGACUACGUCUCGACCGGGUCCCUAGCCGGCAGCAUAGCCAGCACCAGUAGCGGCUUUGGCAGUCUUCCCAAGAAGAGGCCGGCCCUCUUCGCUUCCGAGCUCCUGAGCGGCACGGAGUCCUACGACCCGAUGACGCUGAGCGAGAUCGUGCCCUCGGUUCUGCCGGCGGAGACCAUCAGCGAGGUCCACACGGAAUCCGGCCACUCGCGCAACAGCAGCAACACCAGCCAACUGAGCAAGGGUUCGGGCUACGGCUCGCUCAACUCCCACAGCCAGCACAGUAGGCAGAGCAGCAGCGGGGACAGCGGACAUAUCAGGUCGCCCUCGUGGCCAGUUUGGGCGCCGCGCCUCCCGAUCCUCUCCCAAAGCACGAGCAACGGCGCCAGCGACAAGGACAGGAACAAAGAUUCUCUUUCCCAUCGUCUCAAAGUCGACAUCCCGAGCGAGUACUUGACGCUCUCCCCGCCGUCGCCCCUCUCCCUCGUCGUGUCCCGCACGCGUUUCAGCCCCAUAUCUUCGACGCCGCUCUCGACGCGCUGCGGUCUGAGGAAGUCGCAGAAACAGUCGUUGCCGUCGUCGUCGCCGACGUCACCGCUGGGCCCCGCGAGUCCCGGCGAGUCCCACAAGGGCAACGGCGUCGUCUUUGCGCCCAAAGCCGAGGAACCCCGGCUCCGCAGAGAAGUGGCGCCGGUGCACUUUCGACUGCCCGAGGCCGCGGGACCCAAGAAACCGGGGCCCGGGGCCCGUAAUGGGCACCCGCGUAUCGGCCACGCGAGCUGGCGCGGCAUCUCCAAAACGUGCGACUGCAUAGAGCGCGGCGGAAAAACGAGUCCCGUGUUGAAGCUGGCCGAGCAGGCGCGGGCCGUUUCCUCGCCCGACCCUCUGCACAGACCCGAGACCGCCAGGGCCUCGUUUAUCGCCGCGAUCAGCGCCGCUAAGAGUAGCAGCAGGGGCAUCGGCGUCGGUGGCGGCCAUCGCAAGCUCCUCGACGGCGCCGGCGGUAAGCUCGCGACCGUCACCACGAGCCCGGACUCCGGGGAGUCGUCCUCACUGGCCUUGUCCGAACUGCUCACGGUUGUCCAGCACCGAAACAGCAUUACCCCACCGAACCCGUCGGGCGGCUCAGGUCUCAGUGAGACCGGAUCCUUGGACCGGGCGAAGGCGGCCCUCGAGCGUAGAAAGAAGGCCGAAGACGGUACGGGGAAUCCUGUCCUCUGCAGGGUCGAGGUCACGAGGCCGAACCCAGACUCCCUCAUCGACGAGCUUAUCAAAGCAACGAAUCUCGAUCAGUCGGUCUUGGAGAGCGCCGAAACGACCGGUCUCCAGCUCUUUAUAGCCAAGGACGGCACUACGGCCCUAGGCUCGCACGAGGUCAAGUCUCAGAUGCCCGCUGGCGUGUUCAAGCAGGUGGUCAUGGAGGAGAACAGCAGGUAACACGAAGCCAGCUCUCGGGCCCGGGGCCGCUUCCAGCGCCAGCCGAGCGCCGGGGGCGGCCUCACCCUGAGCCUCGCCCUCGUGCCGGAGCUCACCUACGAGCUCGCCUGCGAUGCCCCCGGACGUGACUACGGGGAGGCCGUUGCGCUUCGAUCCCUCUCCAGAUUAUGAUCGCAUUUAGCGGGUCCCGAGCCCCGGAGCCCGAGCGGCUAGUCGGUCAAUCGCUCGAACGAGCCUUGCUGCUCGUCUUCUGGUUUUGGCGUGUCGGGACGAGGGGCUGACCGAUCGACCGAUCGAUCGUCCUACCGAUCGACCUA